AUGCGCAAUAAACGCCAAGUCUGGGUAUCCCUUCAUUCUCGCGGUGCGCUCUCCCUCGGGGCAAAUAGAACGCAACUGGGCUACGCCGCAUUCCACUGGGGAAUCCUCAUCAGUCCUAAAGUCUCAACCGGCGCAGACUGCCAUGCCUACGACGUAACAGACAGUAUUAUCCUCGACUCAAAUAGCCGAACAAAUCUCAACUCGCAGAAUGACUGGCGGUUUCGUCACAACCCAAACGACGACCUAGAACGCAACGCAGGUAUCCUGGGAAUGGUCAUGAUAGGCAAAGUCCCGAAUGACGUUUCGUAUGACGAGAUUGAGACCCAUCUAGCAUCUCUUCCGCUUCCGGACAAAGAUGCCCAGCCGGCUCAAAACUGCGUGACAUGGACGAUGGCUGCCAUCGGGAAGUUGCAGGGGAUCGGGAUAAGCAAAAUCCUAAUGGUUCCUUAUUUACAAAAGCUCUUUGUGGACCUGUACCAGGCGGGAGCUAGGUAG
Aspergillus melleus is the source of this 495-nucleotide messenger RNA. RefSeq lists its product as uncharacterized. The transcript has a single exon. Lineage: Eukaryota; Fungi; Ascomycota; Eurotiomycetes; Eurotiales; Aspergillaceae. The record is from RefSeq and is a predicted model, not a curated record. Bases 1 to 495 code for a protein of 164 amino acids.